GUAUGAUCAUUUUUGUUUUUAAUGGUCAGGGGCAGCGGGAAGAGUCCAGAACCACAACCAGACAUCAGCUGGAAAUGGCGUCUGCAAUGAUCAAAAGUAGCUUUCGCUCCGCCCUCCGCGUCGGUGCUUCUCGCGGAACUCCGGCAUUCAAGAGGACUUUCGCUUCUUCCGCCCACCAUGACGAAGCCCGUGAAGCAGCUAAGUGGGAGAAAAUUACUUAUGUUGGAAUAAUUACAUGCACUGUUCUUGCAAUCGUUAAUCUCUCUAAGGGUCAUCCCCACCAUGAAGAGCCUCCGGUAAGCUUUAUAUAUGCAUUUCUUGUACCUUCUUAUAUGUCAAAAUUUGUGUUAUUUUCAACAAUAUGCUGUUUUCAGUCUUUCCAAUUCGGAUGCAAAACUUAAGAUGAAAUCAGAAAUUCAUAUUGACAAUACAUUUCUAAAUGAUUUUCACUAGCCCGGUUAAAGUAAUGGGAUUUGAGACACCCUUAAACUAAUGAUUUGAUCAUUUGACCAGUCAAUAGCCAAAAAGCACCAAAUUCAUUAUCAAGACAAGACCAUUUUUGAAUACUGCAUAAUUCUGAACCUACGGCAUUACAAAAACUCAAGCAAAUGGUACUUUGCAAGCAAAAUAAUGUAUUCGAUUCUAAUGUAAAGCAAUAUAGUUGGUUCAGAUAAGAGAAUCCUGAUGGAGAUUCUCAGUUUCAUGUAAUUAUCUCUGUUAUAAAUCUUUCAGUUGUUCCUCUUUUAUUAUUGGUAAACACUAAAGAAAUUAGGAAUUUGUCAGUAUGAGAACUUCAAACAAAAUAAUCAGCCAAUCCACUAAGAUUAGAGAGAAAGAGGGGAAUAUGGUGCUGUGGUGGGGAAGGACAAAAUGAGCUGGGCGAGAAGGGAAGUUGCAAGCUAGAGUUGAAGACAAGAAAGAUAGAAUAAGGUUAAUUCGGUCCUUUUAAUAUCAUCUGACUGUGUUUGUCUGUUGAUUGAACAGAUACUAUAGGGGGCAUUAUUUUUCUUUUU
Molecule: messenger RNA, 1013 nt
Organism: Nicotiana tabacum (common tobacco)
Lineage: Eukaryota; Viridiplantae; Streptophyta; Magnoliopsida; Solanales; Solanaceae
Source: RefSeq, a predicted model, not a curated record